Molecule: messenger RNA, 2369 nt
Organism: Lobosporangium transversale
Lineage: Eukaryota; Fungi; Mortierellomycota; Mortierellomycetes; Mortierellales; Mortierellaceae
Product: SPX domain-domain-containing protein
Exons: 5
Coding region: 247-2244 (665 amino acids)
Source: RefSeq, a predicted model, not a curated record
CUUUCUCUUCCGCUCUUUAUUCUUUAUUUUUUAUUUUUUAUUUUUUUUUAAUUCCAUUCAUUAGAUUGUCCCACUUUCCAACAACAAUCAAUCCUUCUUUCUCGAUCGUCAAGUUUUUAUUACAACCCCUUUCUUCGUCUUCUUUCUCUUCUUUUAAACCUUUUUUUUUUACCACCAUUCAGUCAUUAGCUUUUCUUUUUCAUCUCAUUCCUUUGAUCGAGUUGACUUGACCCUGUCUUAUUCACAAUGAAGUUUGGCAAGACACUCGAGACUGGCACUGAGGCUAUGCCUGAAGACUGGCGUCCAUACGUUAUCCAUUACAAGUCGUUGAAAAAGAAGAUCAAUGCUAUCGUAAAGGAACUCGACGACCGAGGUCUACCUUCACCCAUCAUUAAAAAGUUACUCACUCAAUCUCUAUCUGGCAACAUGCAUCGACUCGAGUAUUCGUUUGAUGACGAUAAACAGCAUCUAAAGACCUGCAUCAAGGUUGUCAUUGAUGACCUUGAAUCUGGGACAAAGAACGCAAAGACUCUUGGCCCCGUACCUCUUGCAUUAGAAGAGCAGCUUUCCAAACUCCUCGAACAUGAAGUACACUUUGUCAGCAAUUCAGCAUCUUCUUCUUCGAGCGACCUGCAUGAGCAAUUAUCCCAGGACAGUGUAUCUUUACCGACGUCUGUUGCUGCUACUGCUGAGACAGAUACAACACCUGAAGAAGAUCAGAGCAAAAUGGAUAACAAAAACAGUCUCUUGGAUCUUCUAGAUGAUUCAUCCACAGAAAGCUUCGAGAAUAACUCUGUGGUCAGUGAUGACGACUGUGACACGACGGGGCACGCGACCUCAAAGUUGAAUUCUCCGCUUUUGUUUCCUGCAGAUGCAGACGCACCAAUUACGACAGCCGCAAGUGACGGCGCAGCUGCAAGGGAUGAUUCAUCAUCACACCUUUGCGACAGUCUAAAUCACCCAUCAACUUUGUCGACUAAAGGAACGCACAGACCUACCCCAGGCACAACGCCACAAUUUAUAGGAGCAGAUGAAUUACAAAUCUCAUUACCAUCGUCGCAACCUUCGAUCCAAUCGAAAUAUACUGAGCAGCAGCCCGAGAUCACAACGUCUGUGCCUGAGGUGAUAUCAUCCAUACCACUAUCAUCACAAUCCUCUGCUGAUGAACCUUCACUUCAGAGGCAAAGGUCAUCAUCUUCUCUUACAUCUACAUCCACAUCCAUAUCCUCGACGGUAGAACCUAUAGAGACCAUCAUCACCCCUGGUGCCCUGAGCGAACAUCAGCCGCAGCCACAGCAUGAUACAUCCACUUUCAUUACUACAGAGGAAGAUGGAACAAGGGUCCUCGUCAUUGAGUUGACGGCAGACACGGCAUUUUUUGAUCAACUGGGAGAAGAGAUUUCUCAACUAAGCAAAUUACAAGAGGCGAAUAAGCGCGAGUUCGAGUCCAAGGUUGAGGAUUUGAGCAAGAUCCUCACGGUCGUGUCGGCUCCUCAGAACAAGGAUAUGUAUACAUGGCGCGAGAUCCUUAAGGUUUAUCUGGAUGCCCAGGUCUUUGUGGGGGACCAAGAAGCAGAUCGCUCGACACGAUCAUCAGAAAAGGCGCAGAAACAGCUGCAAUGGUUCCUAGCGGAGAUGAACCGCAGUAAAUUAACGCACAAGUUUAAAAAGUCGAAGAGUAAAGUUGCAUUCAACACAUUUUUUCAGCUAAACUCGGAGCUGAUCAUGAUGAAGCAAUUCAGGGAAUUGAAUCAGAUGGCUAUGAUCAAGAUCCUAAAAAAGCACGAUAAAAGGACAAACCUGACCGCGAGUUCUGGUUUCCCAAAGCAUUUGCAGAAUGAACCUUUCUAUAGUGAUAACAUCUCAAAAUCGCUGACCUACACCAUCGGGACCCAGCUUCUUUCGAUUAUUCCUCAACCGGAUGACUAUUCUUGUCCCAUCUGCAUGUCUGUGGCAUGGAAGCCUAUUCGUCUUCGAUGCCAACAUGUGUUCUGUGUCCGUUGCUUGAUCAAAGCGCAACGCAAGAAGAUGAUUCAUUGCCCUAUUUGUCGUGGACCCAACACUGUGCUAGAUGCGGAUGCCAGUAAUUUGGAUACUUCACUGAUGAGCUUUAUGGAGCUAUAUUUCCCGAAAGAGAUCAAAGAGAAGCGCAAGGAAUCGGGCCGUGAACAAGCUAUGGAGGAGAUGGAGGCCAUUACAGGCCGCCAUUGGACGGAUUCCGAUCAGUCAUGCCUUAUCAUGUAGUAAUCUAGCAAUGUACAUGUAAUAGUAGUAUACAUCACUGUAUUUCUUUCUUCUUCUCUUCAUGUUAAUACCGCCUAAUUACUAUAUCUAAUCAUUUAUCAUAAAUAAUAACACGUAUACCACAG